Messenger RNA from Menidia menidia (Atlantic silverside), 2396 nucleotides. Lineage: Eukaryota; Metazoa; Chordata; Actinopteri; Atheriniformes; Atherinopsidae. The record is from the annotation of a GenBank genome assembly.
AAAACGGGAAGUUUCCGUUCAGCUUUCAUUAAACAUACAAGUGUAAGUGCCUGUGUAUCCCUUAAGUUUCACAAGUUUCAGGGCUCAGGCUAAGGUCUGAAACUACUUUGUGCCUCGGCCAUUAUGAUGCGUUACUGGGGUGAGAUCCCCGGGCCUGCGGGGGCUCCCCCCAGUCGCAGCUCUUUCGACUUGCUCCAGCGAGAGUUUCGCUCCGUGGAGAUGCAGGACCCUCCGCUGCACCAGCCCUCGGCCCAGCGUCCGCGGCCCACCACGAUGCUGGACAUCCCCUCCGAGCCGUGCAGCCUCACCAUCCACACCGUCCAGCUCUGCCAGCACGCCCGCCGCCUCCGGGGCCUUCUGGCAUCGGCCCAGGCACAGGGCUCUGCCUCCUCUGAGGCCGGCAGCCGAAUGGAGGAGGCCGACGCCAACCUGCCCCUUCAUCCUCCUACCCCACCCGCCAUGCCGGACGAUCUCCUACCUGCGGACAGCAAAGUCCCCAUCCAGCCCUUUCAGCUGCGCCACAGCGACCCCGAAAGCGACUUCUAUAAGGGCAAAGGGGAACCGGUCACUGAACUCAGCUGGCCCUCCUGCAGGCAGCUCCUCUACCAGUCUGUCGCGACGGUGCUGGCCCACGCCGGCUUCGAGUGCGCUCAGGAGAGCGUCCUGGAGACCCUGACCGACCUGGUCCACGAGCACUACCUGCGCGUCACCCGCCUGCUGCGGGUGGCGGUGGACCGGGAGGCCCGGCUGGGGGCCAGUCCCUUCCCAGACGUGGUGGAGCAGGUGUUCCACGAGGUGGGCAUCGGCAGUGUGCUGGCUCUGCAACGCUUCUGGCAAGUCAGGAUCAAGGACUAUCAUAGCUACAUGCUGCAGGAUUUACAAAUCUCUCUCUUGCAGGUCUGUAAGGACCUAUCAGAAGAAUAUGAGCGGCUGGUGAAUCCAGAGAAGGCCCUGGAGGACUCCAAGCCCCCGCGGAUAAAGGAGGAGCCGAUGAGUGACAUCUCCUUCCCCGUUAGUGAGGAGCCAGAGGCGGAUUUGGCCUCCGGGGACCAGGCUUUGCCCAUGGGGGUCCUCGGGGCUCACGCUGAGAGGUUGACGUCAGGCCUGGAUGGCGACCAUUCUCCGCAUACUUCAGGAGGCGGGGCCAACCACUCCCCGCUCUGGCUCCCGGUCAAAAUGGAGCCCCAGGAGGGCGAGGACGGCCCCGGCGCCGGCCACCAUCACCACCACGGGGUCCUGGGCGGAGACGUGUUCGAGGAGGGGGGGCCGAUGUCCACCAUGAGCGAGUCGGCGGGGGCCAUGGCGCCCUCGCCGGGCGGGGCGGCGUCGGAGGGCAGCUACGCCUCGCACUCACCCGACUCCCUGAUGGGAACCUCCCCCGUCUUCAACCAGAGGCCCAGAAAGAGGAUGAAGAAGAUGUGAAGACCAGGGACUUUACCCCCAGAAGAACGGAGGCAAAGAAAGUCAACAUAUGUACAGUAGAGACUGAACCGCAAAGUGUGGGGGGGGGAUUUUGUAGCUUUUCCCGCUUCUUUUUUAGAAUAUACUUGCAAAUAGCUAUUUGUCCUGAAAAUAUUGAUGGAGUUUAUCAUCACAUAAAUAAACAUGUUUAAAGAGCGGAUUAUUUUCAAGCAGCGAAUGUUGUUAACUAACUACACAAGGAGUCUGCUGCUUAAUGAAGGGGACGAGCAGGAAACAAAUAAUUCAGUUAAAUAGAUAAAUAAUUCAGCAGAAUUGUUGGUUUUCCCCGAAAAAAAAAAAGGCUCCACAUGUACCAAUUACUGCAAGCUCAAUUCAUUACCAUUUAAAGACGCAUCCUCCCCAGUGAAACGUGUUGCUCUCACGUGCCGCUGCAUCUUAUGAGGCGUUCCCACCUCGACCGGCUCCGGGUGCGGCUCACCACUCCGGAACCAUCCACACACACCUGUCAAACCUGAAGCCGCUCCUCCGAAUUAGCAUCUGUUUCAGUAAUGAGGAAAAGCUGCGAACGCAACACCAGAGGCAAUUAUGGGUUUGCUGUUUGCAUCAGGAAGGCAUCAUCUAUCCAACCUUAAUGGCAAAUUAAUUAUGCCAUGCAUAACUUUGUGCCCUGAAUGCGCGCCUCUUUGAAUGAAGUGAUUUUCUCGGGGUGGGGGUUUUUUUUUUUUUUUCCCACCGUCGCAGCGGCUUUCGUCCAUGUUUGUGGAAAGUGAUGUUUCGGAGUGACGUGAUCCAGGCUAGGAGCCACCGGAAAACUGCAUUAUCUUUCCGGUUGUAAGAAAUUUAUGAGAAUCUGUGGUCGCACUUUGUGCCUAAAGGUGAAGUGAAUCCAGUUUGUGAGUGCCACAGACCAAAAGCAGGUUAAAGCUGUAUUUUGUAUAAAGUGGAUGUGGGCAUACUGAGAAUAAAAGGUAAGA